This is a messenger RNA of Orycteropus afer afer, 951 nucleotides long. Its product is annotated as olfactory receptor 52E8-like. Gene Ontology annotation, cellular component: membrane. Gene Ontology annotation, biological process: G protein-coupled receptor signaling pathway. Gene Ontology annotation, molecular function: G protein-coupled receptor activity; olfactory receptor activity. The transcript has a single exon. Bases 1 to 951 code for a protein of 316 amino acids. NCBI's taxonomy places the organism in Eukaryota, Metazoa, Chordata, Mammalia, Tubulidentata, Orycteropodidae. The record is from RefSeq and is a predicted model, not a curated record.
AUGACUUCUCUCAAUGUCACUGAGUUCCAUCCUUCUUCAUUCCUUUUGUUGGGGAUUCCAGGAUGGGAUGCUGCACAAAUCUGGUUUGGCUUUCCUUUCUGUGUUGUUUACCUAACUGCUCUUGUGGGAAAUGCCAUUAUCUUGUUUGUGAUCUGGACUGAUCAUAGCCUCCACCAACCCAUGUUCUACUUUCUGGCCAUGCUCUCAGGGAUUGACCCAGGUCUCUCCACUGCUACCAUCCCCCAGAUGCUGGGCAUCUUCUGGUUCAGCUUCCAGGAACUGGGCUUUGGGUGCUGUGUUGCACAAGUCUUUUUUAUCCACUUGUUCACAGUCAUGGAGAGCAUUGUACUUCUGGGCAUGGACUUUGAUCGCUAUGUAGCUAUUUGCAACCCCCUGAGGUAUACUACGAUCCUCACCAACAGAACCGUUGGUGUGAUUGCUGUCCUUGUAGUCCUAAGAAGCUUAUUCAUGAUUGCUCCUAUCAUUUUUCUCCUCCUGAGACUUCCUUAUUGUGGACACAGAAUCAUCCCUCACACUUAUUGUGAGCAUAUGGGAGUGGCUCGCCUGGCUUGUGCCAGCAUCACUGUCAACCUUUAUUAUGGUCUAGGGAAUAUUUCUAUCUUGUUUCUGAAUGUGCUUCUUAUCAUCAUUUCCUGUGCUAGGAUCUUAUACACUAUCUUCCACCUUCCUUCUCAAGAUGCCCGUUUGAAGGCUCUAAAUACUUGUAGCUCCCAUAUCUGUGUCAUCACAGCUUUCUUUGGCCCAGCUCUGUUCUCCUUUCUCACUCAUCGUUUUGGUCAUAGUAUUCCCCAGUGUAUCCAUAUACUCCUAGCUAACUUCUAUGUGGUUAUUCCCCCUGCUCUCAACCCAGUUAUUUAUGGGUUGAGGACCAAACAAAUCCAGGAGCAAGUGCAGAAUCUCUUUGUUAUAAAAAGACUGAAUGAGAAGUAA